CUUGAACUGCGCUGCCUUGCUUGUUCCUCUCGGUCUACAUUUUUUCUUUCACUCUCUCACAUGGGCGCAAUAAAACACAGACGCCCACCUAUCUCGCACUACCACUCCGCUCUCUCACUUUUAUCCACACAACAGUCAAAAUGGCGGCAGCCUCGUCCAUCCCGCCGCCGACAGUCCACUCUUCUUCAGUUCGAGAAAAUGUACUUUGUUCGGAGAUGGACGGCCAAGAGACCCGACAGGAGCAGGAUGCAGCCGGGUCAUCCGACCCCCCGGGAGUCACGCUCCGCGACCUGCCGGAUCUGGAGCCGGAGGAGAUCGGGAAGAGGCUGGCCAAAACUCGCCAGGAGCUGAGCAACAGGAGGAAGAUCCUGAUCAAAAACCUACCGCAAGACACCACCAACCAGGAAGUCCAUGAAUUUCUGAAGGAGUACGAACUGAAGUACUGCUUUGUGGACCGCAACAAGGGCACCGCCUUUGUGACUUUGCUGAAUGGCACCCAGGCUCAGGAUGCCAUCCGCUCCCUCCACCACAGCACGGUGCGCGGCCGCUGCAUCAGCGUGGCGCUGCAGCCCACUGACUCGCUGCUCUGCCUAGCCAACCUGCCGCACGCCUUCACCGGCCAGCAGUUCGAGGAGCUGGUGCGCGCCUACGGCAACAUCGAGCGCUGCUUCCUGGUGUACAGCGAGCUGACGGGGCACUCCAAGGGCUACGGCUUCGUGGAGUACAUGAAGAAGGACUCGGCGUCCCGCGCGCGCUCAGAGCUGCUGGGCCGGCCGCAGGGCGACCGGUCUCUGAUGGUGCAGUGGAUGGACGUGAACCAGCUGAUCCAGGAACAGCAGCUCCACUCCCGGUGUCUGUGUGUGGACAAGCUCCCACUGGACCUGUGUGACUCUGAGGAACUGACCCAGCUCUUCUCCGACACCUACAAACCUGUCUUCUGCCAGCUGGCCCAGGACGAGAGCAGCCCGGUGCGGGGCUUCGGGGUGGUGGAGUACGAGAGUGCGGAGCAGGCGGAGGCUGUGCUGCUGGAGAUGGACCGCACCAUGCUGGGCGGCCAGGAGAUCCGCCUCUCACUCUGCACCCCCGGCGCGUCGGGACGCAGCACCCUGGCCGCGCUCAUCGCUGCCCAGGGAGGGAUGCUGGGUAAUAAGAAAGGUCUGCUUCCGGAGCCAAACCUGGCCCAGCUGUUGACAAGCAUCACAAACCCUACGGCCCUGCAUGUCCUCCUCAGACCCUACCACACCGGGAAAAGAGGAGGAAAGUACGGCCGCCACCACAGCCUUCCCUUCCUGCGCCCCCCCAUCACCUCGGCACUGCUCACCCUUGGGAAAGCUCACCAGAGCGCUAUGCUGGGAAACGGACUAGUGCUCCAGAACCUUCUACACAUGCAGCUGGCCCAGCAACAGCUCAUGCACAUCAAAGAGAAGCGGAUCACCAAUGUGGCCAGUCUGCUAGGGGACCCCUCGCGGCUGCUGCUCCACAAGGCCAUGUCUCUGAGGACCCUUCCCCAGGGGCCCAUGGCCCUAGGAAAGGGCCUGCUGGGGGACUCGCCCACGGAGUUUGUUCAGGAGUCCACACCUGUGCCUACACACAAUGGUGCAGCGGUGGUGUCCGCAGCCUCCAUGAUGCCCCACAAGCCUGGCCGCGCCCCCGCCGGCGUGGAUCACAAUGGCUUCCACUCUUCGUCUGCUGCCUACUCCUCCUCCUCCGCCUCCUCUGUCAUCACCUUCUCGGCUUCCAAUAGGCAGCCGGCUCCCCCGGGAGCCGUGUUGAGUGUCCAUCCCCAUGGGCAGGGCUACUCCCUGGGCAGCAACUGUGGCCUUGCCCCCCCUCCACCGCCCAAAGACCCUGCGGGCCUGCAGGUGUUGCAGCACCACAGCUGUGAUGGUUACCCCCUGCCAGGCACGGCCAGUGGGCAGGGUUCUCUGCUGGGUGAACCACCUAAAGAGGUGAAGCUUCCCUCUAACCCCUAUCUCAACCUGGCCAGCGUGAUGCCAGGCAUGGUGCUGCAAGGGCCGGUUGGGAGUAAAGCCCAGGCAGGGCAGCCCGGACCUGGGCUUUACAGCAGCUCCCUGGCCCCCCAAGCUUCCCAGGGCUCCAGCUCUCUCUCCCACAGCACUGUGGUGGCGCCCGCCCCGGCCCAGUACACCACAGACACCUACGCCGACUACAGCCAGUACAGCCAGGUGUACUCACAGGAAGCCAUGCAACAAUGGUAUCAUCAGUACCAAGCCGCACAAGUCCAGAACUACAACACCGCUAUCAACCCAGACAGCCUGGCUCCAGACUACAGCAAGGAGCAGUCUCCUGCUGUGUCAUCCUAUGGAGAAUAUGGCUCCUACAUGCAGGCAGUCACCCAGUACUACACACAGCCUUCCGCAGCCAGCCAGGCCUACACCAGCAAGGAAGUCUCCCUCCAUGCCGUGGGCCAUGCCCCCCCGCCAGCCGUUCUGCCCGCCAGUGCGGUGCUGCCAACGUACGGCGCCCUGCCCCUGAUGCCUGGCUUCCUGGGGGCCGCCCACCCCGCUGGGCCCCCGCCGGGCCACGUGGCGCAGGCCGCCACCACCGACUGGAGCGCCUACUACUAUAAUCAGGCAAGGGGCCAAAAGAGGGAGUACCCCCAGUUAGCAGUGCAGGAAGUGACCUCAUCAGAAGGGGCCUACAUCGGACAGCACUCCCAGGGCCUCGGAGGCCAGUACGCCGACUACUUCAAGAGGAAGAGGCUUUAGUGGGCGGCGGCCACAGCAGCACCUUCGGGCCCCGGGCAAAAGGAAAGACGCACAUUGUCCCUGCUGUACUGCUCCCUUUACACAAUGUCAUAGACCACCCCCCACCCCUCCUUACACACACCCUUUCCACAGCGGAUCUUGUGUGAUACACAAAAUGGCGAAACAACGUGGCUUAGGUUAAAACAAGACUUAUUGUUUUAUAAGAUUGUGUGUACACACGCACACACGCGCCCUGACAAACACACACUCACACCAACAUACAUAGACACACACACACACACACAGAGUUGCUUUCGUCCUCUUGAAGCCUUAACUCUUUAACUUAAUUGACCUUCUCAGUCGAUGUGUGAAUGUUUUUUUUUACCUACUACAAACAUAUUUUUAACGUGCCGUGAUCUUAAAGCGUAUACUCUGCUUUUGUAUUUGAACUGCCUAGCUGUCUGCCUUCCGACAUAAUCGAAAGACUAUUUCCAGGUAGGGUUCUCUCUGUGUUUAGCUGGCCUAGCAGUCGCACCUUCGCUAGGAAGGCAUAGGACAUUCUAUCUGUUGAACUGUUGCCUCACACACACAAAUGUCCGCUUUCUCUGUAGUUUCUUCAUUAUUUCCCGGACUGCACAACUUUUACUCCAAAGUGUGUGUGUGUGUGUGUGCGUGCGCGUGUGUGUGUGUGUGUGUGUGUGUGUGUGUGUGUGUGUGUGUGUGUGUGUGUGUGUGUGUGUGUGUGUGUGUGUGUGUCUUCCAGUUAUAGCUGACUGUUUAGGGUGUAAAACAAACUUUCAUAAUCACAAAUAUACUCUCACACAAACAACCGUAGAACAGUAACCAGUGAAUACACUGCCAUCAUCCCUCAAGUCAUUCUUGUGUUGUGUGUGUGUGUGUGUGUGUGUGUGUGUGUGUGUGUGUGUGUGUGUGUGUGUGUGUGUGUGUGUGUGUGUGUGUGUGUGGGUUGGUGUAUGAGUGAGAGAGAAAGCGAAAGAGAAGAGAGAAACUCAUAUGUUUGAGUGUGUACAUAUCUUUGGGUACAUGAACAAGUAUAACGAUUUAUACAUGCGAGAGUAUGUAAGAGGUUUUGUGUGUGUGUGUGUGUGUGAGACUUUAAGAGUGUGUUUCCGCUAUAGUUUGAUGAACUGCCCUCAUCUCCGUCUGUGUAUCCGUAUGUAUAUUUAUGAAUAUAUAUUGUAUUUACAUUUUAGGAAACGAUUAGCCAUUUUUAUCCCAAUGUUGACAGGGGUACAUCAGGAACGACAAAUACAGCCAAUGAAAACUCGACUCGGGACAUAAAGACAAAAGCCAAUGACAUCAUCACUUUGACCGCCAUUCAAUAAAUAGAUUGUGUACAUAGCGCACUUUAAUAUAGGACGCACACUUCCAGUUCAGAUAUAGGAUACUGAUGUUAUUAAUGGUGUUAGUUACCCAUUAGUUCUGGAAUGGUUAUGAGUAAUGAAUGAAAGCAAGACACAACACUCUGUUUCAACCACCACAAGAAUGGCUUUUUUUCUUUCAUUCAUUUUUCAAAAAUACUUUUAAACCUGCAAUAUUUAGUCUGUCCCAAACCCUCAAGAUCCAAAUUCAGGUUGCAAGUUCAUUCAAAACAUACUUUAAUGAUUGACUUCAUUAUGUUGGAUGUCUCUGUCUGUCUCUCACACUCUCUGACCUACUCUUAAUGAUUUCCCCUAGUUUUGAUGUGAUUGUGUUCAAUUUUGCGUUGUCGAUAUCUCUCACACUGGGACAGACUGCCAAUCCCAUAAAGGCAAUAACGAGACAUAUCUUCAGCCGUUUACUGUCACUCUCUACCUUUUAUUGCUUGGUAAAUUACACUUGUAUACACUUAUCAAUGUGUAUUCAUUCAUCGAAGCAACAGGAUAUUACACCUAUAGUUGCCAUGGAAACAAUGCCAGCUUGGCGGGCGUGGUCCACACAUGCCAGGCAUUAGCCUAUCAUCACAGUAUGCCCCAGGCUUUGCUCAUCACCAGCAGGACGCAACAUUGAUGAGUGCAAUAAUCCCACUCCCCCACACACUAUGGUUUCACAAUAACUGACUAGACCAAAGGAAAGGCCUUUCCUUUAGAUAUGUUAUGUUUAUUUACAACUUUCCAUCAAUACUCUCUCAAUGUCCCUUUGGCUCUCUGAAUCAUCAUGUACACAAACCGGACCCACUCCGUCUUCUCGUCACUAUGAGUGAGCUUUGUUUAAACAGGGUCCCCCUGUGUUUAAUGAGGGCCCCGAUAUAGGCGCCACGUACAUUCCCUCCCACAGCGUCAUCGUGCACUAAUUUCGCAUUUCUGUUCAGGAGAAUAAGGCAGGGACCUUUUUUGAUUACACAGAUCAUUUUGGAAUGAGAACCAAUCAUUUGGAAAGUUUCCUUUGGCUUGUUGGCGUGGUUCCUGCCACUUUGAUGUCCAUGUAGUCGGAUCACAACAACCUACCACUUUUACCACUCUGGAGUUUUAAAUCACGUGGUGGACAGGACUCCACCAGCAAGCUGGAUAUCACGACUCGCCACUGUUUUUGCAAGUUGUGUGGGUGCGGGCGGAUGUUUGCGUAUGGUGCUUUAGGCCGAUUGUAUCUCUGGGGUAGUUUGUUGAUCGCUGUGGCAUCUCCGACGGUGCUGGCUCUGUGUUGGUGGACAGCUGAGGCAGCAGUCUUGCAGCUUCCUGUCGCUUUGCCGUCACCAUGCAUUCAGGCACUCUAAGCCUGGUCUGUUGGUUCUGUGCUCCAGCCCCUCUCCAUUCCAGUGUGUGUGUGUGUGUGUGUGUGUCUGUGUGUGUGUGUGUGUCUGAUAUUGAAGUUGGAAGGGGAAUAAAAUAAAUCUGAAUAUCUCGGAGCCUGCACCAGUUCACUCUCACGCCCUCUUCUCUCUCAACCAACAAGUCUUCUCCAUCUCACUGAAUUUCAUCUCUCUCUCUCUCUCUGAGUAAAGCAUAUAGUAUUGCUCUGCAGCCACACCUCCAACACAGUACUUUACACCAGUAGCUUUUAGACAAACAGACAGAAGCAGCGACUCCCAGGCUGUAUCUGGUAUGCAUUUCCAAGUAAUAAGCCUGCAGCAGCCUUUCAAUAAAUCAACACAUCUUGUUUGGCCACAUCAUUAAUUUAUUGCCACUUCCACCCCCAUCCGUUUGUUUACUUUCUAAUUGUCUGAGUGCUUUGAUAGUAAUAACAAGUGAAUAAUAAUACUAUAGGGCUAACUUUCACAUGUUUGAAGGUCUACCAUUCCCACUGGCCAGGGGACGCACAUCCUGGGUCUCAGUGGUUUAGACAGGUUGUCUGUUGUAAUGAUCGCUGCCUGCAGUCCAGUCUCACCAGUGCCACAUCCUCUACGGGCCAAUAUGGACACUUCCUGUCACCAGUAGUCAAUGACACCUGACAGCUGUCUUGUAUUCAGCUGCAAGUCUGAGCAGCGCCACGGGCAUACAGAUGAGAACCAGCUUUGAAGCAGUUUUAAUGUUGCCAGUUUAAAAGGGCUAAUGAAAAUGUAUUCUACCUUCCCUACAAGUUAAAAAUGUGUGUGUUGAAUUGUGUUGCAACAUCUUUUAUUUAUUUGAGGGCGAAUGGUGCACGACGAAAUUGUAUGGAAGGCCUCACAAAAUAAAAAAAAUAGUUCUGACUUUAUUCUCAGAAAUCUGAGAUUAAAGUCAGAAUUCUGGGAAAGAAGUCAGAACUAUGGAAUUCUGACUUUAUUCUCAGAAUUCUGAACUCUCUUUUCUUAUUUAUGUAUAUUUCCGUUAUGAGUUUCAUGAAUUUAAAGUGAAAGGGAGCCAUCUACUGGUUACUAUGUGGUAGGGGACUUUCAUUUAAAGUUAAGAGAAAUUGUGACAUAUUUUUUAAGGUAAAGUUUACUUUGGAAAAUAUUGAUAUCCAAAUUAGAUCAAUGUUUUUUAUUAAUGAUGUAUGCGUUUAGGCUAUACUUAUUAGUUGUAAUAAAGUGACACCAAGUUACGAUUAUGGGAUAUUGAGAAAGAUGUCUUUAAAAGAGGGGUGGUGCGCACAUCCAAAGGUAAUCCACAGGUGCUAGACAAUAGUGUUGAAUAUAAGAAAAAGGAAGGUCUGCACAAUGUUUAAAUGCUUCAGAAGUGGAUUG
This is a messenger RNA of Gadus chalcogrammus (walleye pollock), 6810 nucleotides long. It is a transcript of the gene raver2, whose product is annotated as ribonucleoprotein, PTB-binding 2. Gene Ontology annotation, cellular component: cytosol. The coding region runs from base 141 to 2729 and encodes 862 amino acids. Lineage: Eukaryota; Metazoa; Chordata; Actinopteri; Gadiformes; Gadidae. The record is from RefSeq and is a predicted model, not a curated record. Gene Ontology annotation, molecular function: mRNA binding. The transcript has 16 exons.